Molecule: messenger RNA, 3480 nt
Organism: Aspergillus chevalieri
Lineage: Eukaryota; Fungi; Ascomycota; Eurotiomycetes; Eurotiales; Aspergillaceae
Gene: chsF
Product: chitin synthase CHS3
Exons: 2
Coding region: 1-3480 (1159 amino acids)
Cellular component (GO): cell periphery; cell septum
Molecular function (GO): chitin synthase activity
Source: RefSeq, a predicted model, not a curated record
AUGUCUUUACCACAACGUCCGGGAAACAUACCUCCCCGGCGAGAUGACCGUGCAGUCUAUCGAGACCCUCCACGACGACGACGGCGCCGGGAUAGCGAUACCGAAGGCGACACAAGCGACCCCUACCAUCGAUCUACUUCCUCCCAUCGGCAUCGUCGUUAUCGCUAUGGAAGCUCUCAGAGGUCAGAAGCACCCCGGGACGUUGACGAAGAGAGAAACAUGCCCGGCGCAGAUACACGUCACAGGAGAAACCUGGUUAAACCCGAGCGCAGUCGCAUCGAUCCCAGCCAUCCGACCUACUAUUAUCAACAACACUCCCAGAAUAUGCCUGUCAAUCCAUCAACGACGGGAAACGAGCCUCUUCCAGACGAUGACUCGGAUAGUCCACACAGUGCGGAGGAUCAACCGGUGAAAGUCACAAAACCGAUCGAACGGCGACAGCGCAAGAGACGACGCGUAUCCCGCAAAGUGUCGAAGCAGGCUGAGAUAGAGCAAAAGAGGCGACAGGAUGCUAUGGAACAGGUCCGGCCACCUAGCCCGUGGACGGCUUAUUGUGCGCUCAUCACAUUCUGGGCACCGGAUUUUGUUCUGGAAUGCUUUGGAAUGCCACAAAAGGCCCAACGGAGUGCUUGGCGGGAAAAGAUAGGUCUGAUUUCCAUUAUCCUGAUGAUUGCGGCAUUUGUCGGUUUCCUUACAUUUGGAUUCACGGCUACGGUCUGUGGGACACCGCCACUGCGCUUGAAAAUCAACCAGAUCAACACCAACUACAUGAUCUUCCAGGGGUCGGCUUAUGAUCUCACCAAGUUCAAGCAUCCCGCCGCCGCUGGUAUCCCCGACAACACGAAUCUUCUCUAUGACUUGCCUCACAAAUACGGUGGUCAGGAUGGGAGUUUCUUCUUUCAAGAGGUCAAUGGUGCCUGCAAGGGUCUCAUUACCCUGGCUGACGGGUCGGAUGUGCCCUCGAAUAGUGACGGAGAUGUGGCUUGGUACUUUCCCUGCAGAGCCUUCAACCAAGAUGGUUCGUCUGAGCUCAACCAGACAGAAUCGUACUAUGCCGGCUGGGCCUGCCAUACUUCAGGCAUGGCCCGGAAUCAAUUCUGGAGCAUGAAGAGCGAGGGAGACGUUUAUUUUACGUGGGAGGAUACGAAAAAUUCUAGUCGGAACUUGGCCGUUUACUCCGGAAAUGUGCUAGACCUCGAUCUUCUCCGUUGGAUGAACGGUUCGCAGGUUCAAUACCCGUCCAAAUUCGAAGAACUCCGAACCAAUUCGGAUGUCCGUGGUGUCGACUUAACGUAUUAUCUGCAAACCGGUCAGGAUAAGCAAAUAGGGAAGUGUCUCUCCCAAAUUGUCAAGGUCGGCAGCAUCGACACAGAUACGGUUGGAUGUAUUGCCUCCAAAGUUGUCCUUUACGUUUCCCUUGUCUUCAUUCUCUCCAUCGUCAUCGUGAAGUUCGCCUUUGCGCUUCUCUUCCAAUGGUUUUUAGCACCCCGCUUUGCAGCGCAGAGAACGAGCAUGGGCUCAGAUUCCAAGAGUCGCAACCAGCAAAUAGAGGAUUGGUCAAAUGAUAUCUACCGUCCAGGACCGCGUCUUGCAGAUCUCCUUUCUGACCGUCCCAGCAAGCGGGCUAGCUUCUUACCAACUACCUCGCGAUUCUCGAGUCCUUAUACUGGCAGCAGUGCCGGCAAGCAACGAGUUCCAUAUGUCACUAUGGCCAGCCAGAAUUCUACGUCACGGCUUAUGCCCCCCGCAGCUGCAUCUGCGGAUCUAUAUAACAGCCCUAAAGGCAGUAUCGGAGAUUCCGCCACCGACAAGGUCAUCGAAGCAGAUACAGCAGGAGGACCAGGAGGAAUAAUCCACUCAGCCGUGGUCCCUCAACCGCCGCCGGAAUGGCAGCCGUAUGGUUUCCCCUUGGCACAUGCUAUGUGCUUAGUGACGUGCUACUCUGAAGGAGAGGAUGGAAUUAGGACUACGCUUGACUCAAUCGCCAUGACUGAUUAUCCUAAUAGCCACAAGACGAUCGUUGUCAUUUGCGAUGGUAUGAUCAAGGGCAAGGGCGAAGAUUACUCAACUCCAGAGAUUGUUCUCCGCAUGAUGAAGGAUCCAAUUGUUCCUCGUGAUGCAGUUAAGUCGUUCUCCUACGUUGCUGUCGCGACAGGGUCGAAGCGCCAUAACAUGGCCAAAGUUUACGCCGGUUUCUAUGACUAUGGAGAAUCAUCGGUUGUGCCCCGGGAUAAGCAGCAGCGCGUCCCAAUGAUGAUUAUCGUUAAGACGGGAACGCCGGCAGAAUCCAAGGUUGCGAAGCCCGGAAAUCGAGGAAAGCGGGAUAGUCAGAUCAUCUUGAUGGCGUUUCUGCAGAAAGUCAUGUUCGAUGAGCGAAUGACGGAGCUGGAGUUUGAGAUGUUCAACGGCCUGUGGAAUGUCACCGGUAUCCCACCUGAUUUCUACGAGGUCGUCCUCAUGGUAGAUGCGGAUACCAAGGUGUUCCCGGACAGUUUAACGCAUAUGAUCUCCGCGAUGGUGAAAGACCCCGAAGUGAUGGGUCUCUGCGGAGAGACCAAAAUUGCAAACAAGACGGAAAGCUGGGUGACGAUGAUCCAAGUGUUCGAGUACUUUAUCUCGCACCACCAGUCCAAAUCCUUCGAGUCCGUCUUCGGUGGUGUCACCUGUCUUCCUGGCUGUUUCUCGAUGUACCGCAUCAAAGCACCAAAAGGAGGGCAAAACUACUGGGUUCCCAUCCUUGCCAACCCAGACGUGGUCGAACAUUACUCUGAAAAUGUUGUCGACACACUACACAAAAAGAACCUCCUCCUCUUAGGCGAAGACCGCUACCUCUCAACCCUGAUGCUCAAAACCUUCCCCAAGCGCAAACAGGUCUUUGUCCCGCAGGCUGUUUGCAAAACCGUCGUCCCUGAGAAAUUCCGCGUGUUGCUUUCUCAGCGCCGCCGUUGGAUUAACAGCACCGUCCACAACCUCUUCGAACUCAUGCUCGUGCGCGACCUGUGCGGGACAUUCUGCUUCAGCAUGCAGUUCGUCGUUUUCAUCGAGCUGGUCGGUACACUCGUGCUUCCCGCUGCUAUUGCAUUCACUUUUUACGUCGUCAUCUCGUCAAUUGUCAACAAACCCGUGCAGGUGAUUCCGCUCGUACUCCUUGCAUUGAUUCUAGGUCUACCAGGUGUGUUGAUCAUCGUUACCGCACACCGAUUGGUAUACGUCCUGUGGAUGUUCAUUUACCUCCUUUCUCUACCGAUAUGGAACUUUGUCUUGCCGACGUAUUCGUACUGGAAGUUUGAUGACUUCAGUUGGGGUGAUACGAGGAAGACGGCGGGCGAGGAGAAGAAGGGACAUGAUGUUGAGGGAGAGUUUGAUAGUACGAAGAUCACGAUGAAGAGGUGGAGGGAUUUUGAGAGAGAUCGACGUCUCCAACUGCAAGCCGGGAAGGUCCACCAUGGGUAUUCUUAUGGGCAUGGGAAUUAUGAUUGA